AUGAGUGCAAUUGAUUCGGGAAAACCCCAAGAGCUGUUUGUCGAAGAUGUUCCCACAGAGGAGGAGCGCCAGCUCGAUCGCGAGACUCUCAACCGACUCGACCUGAUCCUGAUGCCCAUGACACUCAUUCUGUAUUUGCUGGCCUGGCUGGACCGCGCGAAUGUCGGCAAUGCCCGAGUGGCUGGCUUGGAUACCGAUCUCAAUCUGAGCGACUACCAGUAUAAAGUCGAUAGGCUGUUUGACUGGACAGCGAUCACCGUUACGUAUGUUCCUUAUAUCCUCUCGGAGCUGCCCUCCAACCUCGUCCUGAAGAAAAUCGGCCCCCGCAUCCUGCUCCCGACCCUGUGCACGUCCUGGGGCCUCGUCACGGUCCUGCAAUGCCAGGCCCGCAAUUUCAGCGGAUUCGUAGCCUGCCGCUUCUUCCUCGGUCUCUGUGAAGGCGGCCUUUUCCCGGUAAUAGUGCUCUACCUCUCUGGCUUCUACCGCCGCCAUGAGCUGCAGGUGCGCAUUGCACUCUUCUUCUCUGCCGCCUCUCUUAGCGGUGCAUUCUCGGGACUUCUAGCGGCCGCGAUCCAGCAGAUGGAUGGGAUCCGCGGUCUGCGCGGCUGGCAAUGGAUUUUCAUCCUGGAGGGUUUAUUCACUGUCUGUUUCGGCCUGUUCUCGUUCGCCAUGCUGCCAAACACACCAGAGGGCGUGCUCACAUUCACACCGCGACACAAACAACACUGCUUGCGCCGUCUCCAGUCCGACGCCAACCUCUUGGAGUCUGAUAAAGUCACUAUCAAAAAGGUCCUGUCAGUCCUGAAGGAUGUCCACGUCCUCCUCGUCCUAGUCAUUCUCUUCUCCAGCGGGACGUGUCUUUUCGGGCUCGCGUACUUUUCUCCCUCGAUCGUGCAAGCAAUGGGGUACUCGAACACGAAGACCCAGUUAAUGACAGUCCCGCCGUAUGCUGUGGCUUUCGUAGUGACUAUGAUCACAGCAUACAUAGCGGACCGGUAUCGGCAGCGCGGAAUCUGCGCCUUUGCAACCACCUCCAUCGCUCUCAUCGGCGCAGCGCUCAUGCUUGUCGGCCGCAGCAUCGCACUCCGCUACGCGGCACUUAUUCUGCUCGUCACAGGAAUCUACGCUGCAGCGCCGUGUCUCAUCUCAUGGGUCCCCAACAAUACAGCGGGCCAUGUUAGGCGCGCCACAGCCGUUGCCCUCGGGUUCGUCACUACUAGUUCGGGCGGCGUGCUGAGUACUUGGAUCUACCCGAAGAGUUCGGCGCCUUAUUAUACCUUAGGUGCGACAGUGAAUCUCUCGCUCAUCGUGGUUUCGCUUGUGGGAUUGGUGCUCCAAGUCGGUGUUUUGAUGUGGCUGAAUCGGCGAAAGGAGGUGAAGAGAACGGAGAUUCUGAGUGAGCCAGGGCUGGAAGGACUUAGCUUUGAAGAGCAGUUUGAGAUUCUUGGGGAUAGGCACCCAGAGUAUCGGUAUACAUAUUGA
Messenger RNA from Aspergillus nidulans FGSC A4, 1482 nucleotides. RefSeq names its product putative MFS transporter. Gene Ontology annotation, molecular function: transmembrane transporter activity. Gene Ontology annotation, biological process: transmembrane transport. The record is from RefSeq and is a predicted model, not a curated record. NCBI's taxonomy places the organism in Eukaryota, Fungi, Ascomycota, Eurotiomycetes, Eurotiales, Aspergillaceae. The coding region runs from base 1 to 1482 and encodes 493 amino acids. Gene Ontology annotation, cellular component: membrane. The transcript has 3 exons.